This is a messenger RNA of Acanthosepion pharaonis, 1935 nucleotides long. NCBI's taxonomy places the organism in Eukaryota, Metazoa, Mollusca, Cephalopoda, Sepiida, Sepiidae. The record is from the annotation of a GenBank genome assembly.
AUGCCUACGCUUAUUGUCAUUCCUAUCAUUACGACUACAGUCGUCAUAAUCAUCUCAGUCAAAGCCGCUUCUUCAAAAUUACUCCUUCAUCGCCGCCAUUCAUUUGACAUUGCAAAAUCGACAAUCUUAUCCUGUUAUCUCUUUCUCUCUCUCUCUUUCUUUGUCUCUCUCUCUCUCUCUCUCUCUCUCUCUCUCUAUCUAUCUAUCUAUCUAUCUAUCUAUCUAUCUAUCUACCUCUCUUACUCUUUCUUUAUAUUUCUCUCUUUUUCUUUCUCUCUUUCUCUCUCUUCCUCUCUCUUUCUUUCUCUCUUUCUCUUUCUCUCUCUUCCUCUUUCUUUCUUUCUCUCUUUCUCUUUCUCUCUCUGUUUCUCUCUUUCUUUCUCUCUCUCUUUCUUUCUCUCUCUCUUUCUUUCUCUUUCUCUCUCUAUCUUUCUCUCUCUUUCUCUUCCUCUCUCUCUUUCCAUUUCUUUUCUCUCUGUCUUCCUCUCUCUCUUUCUCUUUCUUUCUCUCUCUCAUCCUCUCUCUUUCUUUCUUUCUUUCUUUCUUUCUUUCUUUCUUUCUUUCUUUCCCUCUUUCUUUCUCUCUUUCUCUUUCUCUCCCUCUCUCUGUUUUAGCCUCUUCCUCAGCUAUACUUCUUCGUCUUUCUUUAAAGGUUUCUCUUUCUUUACAAUCCUUUAUAUUUUUUUCUUUAUAUUUCUUAUUCAUUUUCCUUCUAGAUUUUCGACCAUUGUUUCUAAUUACUUUUUUCAUUCAGUAUUUAACAAUUUUUUUUCUUUCUCUCCUCUGGAUUCUUCCUCUUCUUUAGUUUCCUUUUCUUUUUCUUCUUCUUUAGUUUCCUUUUCUUUUUCUUCCUCUUCAAAUUCUUUCUUCAAUCUCUUAUUCAAGGGCCUUCAUUCGGUUCCCAUACUGCCCCCGACAUCUCCCUCUCUCUCUCUCUCUCUCUCUCUCUCCCUGUCUCUCUCUCUCUCUCUGUCUCUCUCUCUCUGUCUCUCUCUCUCUGUCUCUCUGUCUCUCUCUCUCUUUCUGAUUGGCUCGGGGACUCAAGGCAGAGUCCUUCGUCCAUUCCCUCCUCCCUUCCUUCCUACUUUCCUUCCUUCCUUCCUUCAUCCAUCCAUUCCCUCCUUCCUUCUUUCCUACUUUCCUUUCUUCAUUUAUUCAUCCCUUCCUUUCUCCCUUCCUUUCUCACUUUCUUCCUCCCUUCUUUACUACUUUCCUUUCUUCAUUUCUUCCUCCAUUCCUUUCUCGCUGCCCCCUUCCUUCCUUCUUCCAUUCCUUCCUCCCUUCCGUCCUCCAUUCCUUUCUUCCUUCCUUCAUCUAUUCUUUCAUCCCUUCCUUCCUACUUUACUUCCUUCCUUUCUUCAUUAUUUCCUCCCUUUUUUCCUACUUUCCUUUCAUUUCCUUCUCCAUUCCUCUCUCCCUACCCCCUUCCUUCCUUCCUCAAUUCCUUCCUCCUUUCUGUCCUCCAUUCCUUCCUCCCUUCAUUCUUACUUCCUUUCUUCAUCCCUUCGUUCCUCCUUUCCUUCCUACUUUACUUCCUUCCUUCCUUCACUCUUUCCUCCCUUCCUUAAUAAUUUUCUUUCUUCAUUUCUUUCUCUAUUCCUCUCUCCCUACCCCCUUCCUUCCUUCCUCCAUUUCUUCCUUUCUACUUUCCUUUGUUCCUUUCUCCAUUCCUUCCUUCCUUCCUUCCUUCCUUCCUUCCUUCACGCUUUCCUCCCUUCCUUAAUAAUUUCCUUUCUUCAUUUCUUUCGCCAUUCCUUUCUCCCUGCCUCCCUUCCUUCCUUCCUUGCUUCCUCCAUUCUUUCCUCCAUUCCCUCCUCUUUUCCUUCCUACUUUCCUUUCUUCAUUUGUUCCUCCCUUUCUUUCUCCCUUCUUUCCUACUUUCCUUCCUCCCUUCCUUCCUCCCUUCCUUCCUACUUUUCUUUCUUCUUUCCUUAA